GCCUUCUAGUCUGGUCACAUUGUCCCAUACACUGCGAAUAUUCUAGAUUUUAAGCGAAUUUUUUCUACUUUAAGCUACCCCAAACACAGUUAACAUGCAGCAAUGCUAUAACAGAGGCUGUGGCCAGCUAUUUGAUCCGACGACCAACAACGAUGAAUCUUGCCGGCACCAUCCGGGAGAACCCUUUUUCCAUGACGCUUACAAAGGUUGGGCCUGCUGCAACAAGAAGUCAGUGGAUUUUACCGAGUUCCUUAACAUCAAGGGCUGCACUUUAGCAAAACACAACAAUGUCAAGCCUCCAGAGCCAGAGAAACCAGUCAAGGAUGAGUCGGACAAGGACGAGGUCAUCGAGGUACGCGCUCCAAUCCGAGAAGCUCUACCUCGACCACCCAUUGAAUCACCGCUGACUGUUCUGCUACCCACGGUGGCACCCGCUUUGAAAGAGAUCGUUUUUACCGCCAAAACUCCAGUAUCGGAGAAAUCCAGCGACACCAUCGAGGUGGGCACCAGUUGUAAGAACAACGGCUGCUCAUACUCGUUCGCGGCCACUAGCAGCGAUUUCGGCGAGUGCACCUACCAUCCAGGAGUGCCCAUCUUCCAUGAAGGCCUCAAGUUUUGGUCAUGUUGCCAGAAACGAACCUCGGACUUUGCACAGUUCAUGGCGCAGAAGGGAUGUGCCUAUGGGCAGCAUAAAUGGGUGAAGGAGAAUGAGGACAAAAAGGUUGUGCAAUGCCGCUAUGAUUGGCACCAGACGGCCACCAAUGUAGUAGUGGCCAUUUAUGCCAAAAAAUAUGACUACAGCCAGAGUCUGGUUGAGCUUAAUCCAAUCAGGCUGCACGUCAACCUAAUCUUUCCCGAGCAGGACAACGCCAGGUUUGACUUGGAUCUGGAAUUGCGCGGAAUUGUCGACGUGAGCAAGGCCAGUGCGCAUAUGUACGGCACAAAAGUGGAGAUUACUCUACCCAAACUGGAGCCCGGCUCUUGGUCGAACCUGAAUUUUCCCAAUAAGAAACUGCCAGCAGCCAAAAAGAGUCAGGCAGAAGAAAAGUCAAAGGAGGAGGACAGCGACGAAGAGUUCUUCGACUUGGACGACAUCAAAUCGGAGACCAGUUACCGCCUGUCUGAGAUGAGCUUGCAGAACCAAAAUAACUUAGAUUAAUAAACGAGUUGGCAUUUAAUGUUAUAUACAAUA
Drosophila eugracilis is the source of this 1192-nucleotide messenger RNA. RefSeq names its product cysteine and histidine-rich domain-containing protein (gene mora). The transcript has 4 exons. Bases 95 to 1159 code for a protein of 354 amino acids. The record is from RefSeq and is a predicted model, not a curated record. Lineage: Eukaryota; Metazoa; Arthropoda; Insecta; Diptera; Drosophilidae.